AAAUGGGAAACCAGACAUUCUCAAUCAUUUGGCUUGUUUGCUGUAUGAUUUUAUUAACCACAUACAUUCAAGGAACUGUUGCAGUGGGGUGUACCACAAAUGACGUCACAACAUGUAGUACUACCUAUACAUAUGCGAUUAGAGCUGCAGGAAACGAUAUUGAAAAAAUGUGCAGUGUUACACAUCAAUUCCUGGAUUGUCUAGACAAGGUAUUGGCAUCCUGUGGUACAGACAGCUCACUUGAUUCAGCAAAAGCGUACGUCAACCAAGCAAGGAAAACCAUCAACCAAAACGCGUGCGGUGCUGUGGGUCUUGUCUUUAAUCUACUGGCCAUGGCUUUUUGUCUCGCGUUUACAUACAUUUUCAAAAUUGUCCAUGAUUGAAAUAAUAUUUAGCAGGGUUUAUAAUUACAUAAUUAUCAUGCAUAAUCUGACUUCAUUGUAUGAAUUUGAUCUAUGUGUAGUCAUUUUUGUAGUCAAAAUAAAAUUUCUUAGAUGCUUUUUGCAAAACUUACGAAAAAAAUUAUUGAAAAAAAUAAUUUCAAUCAAUGAUCAA
This is a messenger RNA of Saccostrea cuccullata (small rock oyster), 555 nucleotides long. RefSeq lists its product as uncharacterized. The transcript is spliced from 4 exons. The coding region runs from base 3 to 383 and encodes 126 amino acids. The record is from RefSeq and is a predicted model, not a curated record. NCBI's taxonomy places the organism in Eukaryota, Metazoa, Mollusca, Bivalvia, Ostreida, Ostreidae.